This is a messenger RNA of Candidula unifasciata, 441 nucleotides long. The record is from the annotation of a GenBank genome assembly. NCBI's taxonomy places the organism in Eukaryota, Metazoa, Mollusca, Gastropoda, Stylommatophora, Geomitridae.
AUGAGCUGGCUGUUGAUAGUUGUGUUGGGUUAUGCUUUCAAAACGGGCCUGGCCAACAAGAUUCCUGUGGCAGACUGUGGGUCCAGCUUCGCAACCAUCCACAGCAUUGAUGUUGAGCCAUGUCCGAAAACGCCGUGCGAGUUUAAAAGGAAUUCGUUCAUCUCGUUGACGAUAACGUUCACACCAAAUAUCACAAUAGACAACGUCACCGCCGAAGCCGCUGGUAGCUUCUUCAACACGUUUAUCAACUACAAUCUGGAUGACACCGAUGCCUGUCAUGCAAUGAAAUGUCCAAGCAAGCCUGGAGAACUUGUCACUUACAGGACUAAAAUCCCCGUGUAUCCAACCUGGCCUGAAAUUACUCUGGUUGUGAGAUGGAGACUGAGAAUUGGAUCAACAUACAUCCUCUGUUUCACACUUCCUGUAACAAUAACUGCAUGA